Molecule: messenger RNA, 2392 nt
Organism: Linepithema humile (Argentine ant)
Lineage: Eukaryota; Metazoa; Arthropoda; Insecta; Hymenoptera; Formicidae
Gene: vas
Product: ATP-dependent RNA helicase vasa
Biological process (GO): gamete generation; cell differentiation
Cellular component (GO): nucleus; P granule
Molecular function (GO): RNA binding; ATP binding; RNA helicase activity
Source: RefSeq, a predicted model, not a curated record
CUCACGUAGCGCCACAUUCUGUUCAGGUCUCAAGUGUUGAGCUGCGUUCUUUCGUCUUUCGACGCAAUUGUUGAUUACUCGAAUCGCACUCAAGAUUCACAAGAAUAACGCGGAAAGUAUUUCGACUAGUGCUAGCGCAGAGAUAAGGCAAAGAUGGCAAUGGUGGAAGAGUGGGGAAACGAUGAUGUGGAUUUUUCGCAGUCAUUGAAUACAUCUAUGUUUGAGGAAGGUCAUGCUCCAAGUCGCGGCAAAGGACGUGGCACGAUUCUAUACGACAAUGACUCAAUUCGACAUGUGGGAGGAAACCAAUCCUACAAUGAAAAAACGGACGACCACCAGGAAAAUUAUGACGAUAAUACUCAGAAUGAAGAUUACGAGAAUAAUAGAUAUAAUGGUAAUAACGGCAAUAGAUUUGGAGGAAACAGUAGGCGACAAGGCAAUGAUAAGCCACGUUACGGAAAUAACAGAGGUGACGAUGAUGGAAAUGAUCGCAAGUGGCAAGGCAACAGAGAUAGAAACGAUAGUAGACGAAACAGGAACGACAACGGCGAAACUGAGGACAAUGGGUACGGCGGAAAUUACCAGAACGAUAAAAGGGACAGGCCAAGGAGAGAUAGAGAUGAUAAUAGAGGUGAAAGAGGUGAAAGAGGUGGAAGAGGUGGUUAUGGUAGAAACAGGGGUAACGGCGAUAGCGGUGGUUACAAUGAAAACGACAAUGAAGACAGAGGAGGACGCAGAAGGAACGGCGGUAAUUUUAAAGAAGACAACGACGAAGGUGAACCAAAAAAAAGAGAGAUUUACAUUCCGCCGGAGCAACCUGAUGACGAAAAUUCCCUGUUUGGAAAUGACGUGUCGAUGGGAAUAAACUUUGAUAGAUAUGAUGACAUUGAGGUAAAAGUAACUGGUGAGAAUGCACCACACCCAAUACGUGUUUUUGAUGAAGCCGGUUUGAGAAGUAUCCUGGUGGAAAAUAUUAAGAAAUCGGGCUAUAAAAAGCCUACUCCUGUCCAGAAAUACGCCAUUCCAAUUAUAAUGAACGGUCGUGAUUUAAUGGCUUGCGCACAAACAGGUUCUGGUAAAACUGCAGCAUUCGUAGUUCCUAUUAUACACACUCUAUUGGAAAAUCCUACAGAUUUAAUUAAAACGUCUACUUCCUGCGAACCACAAGUAAUUAUUGUAUCGCCUACACGUGAGCUUACCCGACAGAUUUAUGAACAAGCUAAGAAAUUUAGUUUAGGCUCAAUCUUGCGUGUUGAAAUGGCUUACGGAGGAACAUCAUGUAAUCAUCAAACAAAUAAGAUUCUUCAAGGUUGCCAUAUUCUAGUCGCCACUCCAGGCAGAUUGUUGGAUUUUAUUGGAAGAGAUAAGGUCAAACUCUCUUCUUUGCGAUUCUUUGUAUUGGAUGAGGCAGAUCGAAUGCUAGAUAUGGGCUUUCUACCUGAUAUCGAAAAGAUUGUGGACCAUGAAACAAUGGCACCUGUAGAAAAUAGACAGACACUUAUGUUCUCUGCCACUUUCCCGUGUGAAAUACAAGAAUUGGCAAGUCGAUUUUUGCGCAACUACUUAUUCCUCGCAGUUGGAAUUGUGGGUGGUGCGUGCGCUGAUGUAGAACAGAACUUCUAUCAAGCAUCUGGCCAGUCUGAGAAACGAAAAUUGUUGAAAGAACUGAUGGAGAAACAAAAUCAGAUGGGAAGUCUCGAAGGUACUUUAGUAUUUGUCGAGCAGAAGAGACAUACAGACUUUAUUGCUGCUUUCUUGUCCGAAAGUAACUUUCCGACGACUAGUAUACACGGCGACAGAUUGCAGAGAGAACGAGAAGAAGCUUUGGCCGAUUUUAAACGGGGCAAAAUGUCAAUCUUGGUAGCUACGGCAGUUGCCGCGCGAGGCUUGGAUAUUAAAAAUGUUGCUCACGUAAUUAAUUUCGAUAUGCCAAAAACGAUCGAUGAAUAUGUUCAUAGAAUUGGACGAACAGGCCGAGUAGGAAAUCGUGGAAAAGCAACUUCAUUCUUUGAUUUAAAUACGGACAUGCCUCUUACUGGCGAUUUAGUUAAAAUUUUGAAGCAAGCUAAUCAACCAGUACCUGAUUGGCUGGGAUCUGGAGGCGGUAGCAGAACUUUCGCACCAGGAAGAUUCAACAAGUUCGGCGGAGAAGAUAUCAGAGGAAGUAAUAACGCAUAUGGUGAAACAUAUGAUGUCAUUGGUUCUGCGCCUCCUGUACAAGAAGAACCAGAGGAAAUGUGGUAGAUAGAGAGUGACUGAUACAUUGUUAUAGUUCAUAGAUAAACUAGUAAAGUCGUACAACAAUAGAAUAGGUCUUACUAAACUUACAUCUUUUACAUGGAUGAAUUAUCUAUGAAUUGGUGAUAAUUAAACAAUUUUUCAUAUUUCAUAA